ACAGGAAGACCAGGGCUCCCAGGAGACAAAGGUGCCAUGGGGAUCCCUGGAAGGCCGGGACUAAAAGGGCAACCCGGAGAGAAGGGUGCUCCAGGAGAAGCAGGCAUGUCUAUCAUCGGGCCUCGUGGUCCACCCGGACAGCCUGGAACAAGAGGUUUUCCUGGAUUCCCGGGCCCUAUUGGCUUGGACGGCAAACCGGGUCAUCCUGGACAGAAGGGAGACAUGGGUGCUGCCGGUCCCAGAGGACAACCUGGACCUCCAGGACAGAAAGGAGAAAAGGGUCAGUGCGCAGAGUACCCGCACAGGGAAUACCUAAGUACCACCCUUGCAGCCCUGCGCUCUAACCAGAUCCUUACGCUGAAGCUGUUGCCUCUCCUCAAUUCAGUGCGGCUGGCUCCACCUCCGGUCAUAAAGAGACGCACUUUCCAGGGUGAACAAGGACAAGCAGGAAUCCAAGGUCCCCCGGGGCCCCCUGGCCCACCAGGACCUGCUGGACCAGCUGGACCUGAAGGAACUCCAGGACAGCCUGGGCCAAUUGGGCCACCUGGCAGAGUGGGAGAACCUGGGAAGCCUGGCAGAGAUGGGAAGGGCUUACCUGGGCCUCCUGGACCAAAGGGAGAUCCUGGGAUUCAGGGAUACCCUGGCCGAAAGGGUGAGGUGGGCGAGUCAGGCCUGCCUGGUGCACAUGGCCUCCCUGGAGCUACUGGCCCCAAGGGUGAAAAAGGGGACGCCGGCAUAAAGGGGGAGAGAGGCAUGCCAGGGCUGCCAGGAAGACAUGGCACUAAGGGCGCUCCUGGGACGGCCGCCGCAGGGAUGAAGGGCGAGCCUGGGACUCCAGGAGAAAAGGGAGAUCCUGGAGUGCCAGGGAGGAUGGGCCCCCCAGGUUUGCCAGGGAAGAGGGGGCAGCGGGGUGAGAAAGGACGAACUGGUGACCCUGGGCUUCCUGGACUCCCUGGAGUGAAGGGAGAGAAGGGAAGUGCUGAGAAUGCCCUGGUGGGAAUUAAAGGAGAACCUGGCCCUCCAGGUCUGCCUGGGCCCCCUGGACCAAAGGGAGAAGCUGGUGAUGUUGGCCGGCCUGGUGGUGAAGGGUCACGAGGGGAAAAGGGGGAACCUGGUUCACCAGGAGAACAGGGACCUAUGGGCCCAAGGGGCCCCAAAGGAGAGCCUGGGAAGGACGAAAUGAUGGACUAUGAUGGUAACAUCAGUGAAGCUCUCCAGGAAAUAAGAACUUUGGCCUUGAUGGGACCCCCAGGACUUCCGGGUGUGGCUGGACCUCCAGGGCCACCAGGGCAGAAGGGUGAAAUUGGCUUGCCAGGUCCUCCAGGCCAUGAUGGAGAAAAGGGUCCACGUGGCAAGCCUGGAGAAAUGGGGCCCCCUGGCCCUCAUGGAUUGCCAGGAAAGGAUGGACCACCUGGAAUAAAGGGAGAGCCAGGCCAGAUUGGGGUCACAGGAGAGAAGGGCGACAAAGGAGAGCCAGGACAAGCCGGCUCACCGGGUCUUGAUGGCCCCACUGGAGAGAAAGGCGAACGAGGUGACCAAGGGAUGCCAGGACCAUCAGGAUUGCCAGGUCCCAUUGGACUUCCAGGAUUGACAGGAGAGAAGGGUGAGCGUGGAGACAAAGGAAGCCCUGGAGAAUCGAUGUCUGGCCCCCCUGGACCUCAAGGCCCACCAGGACCUCCAGGUCUUCAGGGCCUGCCAGGACCCAAGGGGGAAGCAGGGAUUGAUGGAGUGAAAGGAGAGAAGGGUGCCCAGGGUGAAAAAGGAGACAGAGGGCCACUGGGAUUACCUGGUGCUUCAGGUUUAGACGGCAGGCCUGGACCACCGGGUACUCCAGGACCAAUUGGGGCUUCAGGACCAGCAGGACCAAAAGGAGAAAGGGGUAGUAAAGGAGAUCCUGGAGUUGUAGGACCAAUGGGGCCAGCAGGGCUUCCUGGUUUACAAGGUCUACCUGGUGACAAAGGGAUGCGGGGGGAGAGGGGCAAGAAAGGCUCUAGAGGGUCUAAAGGGGAUAAGGGAGACCAAGGAGCACCUGGAUUAGAUGCACCCUGUCCGUUGGGUCUCCGAGGUUUUAAAGGCGAGAAGGGUGAGCCGGGGUUACCCGGGCUGGACGGCCUGGAUGCCCCAUGCCCAUUGGGGGAAGAUGGCCUUCCAGUUCAAGGCUGCUGGAAUAAGUGAUGAUUCUAACCCUGGAGUGGCCUGUGUGUGUUACUGUACAUAGAAUAUUUAUUUUUAUACAGUGUUCUUCUUUGAAAUGCCCAAAGUUAUGCAUUUUGUCAACUUAUCAAAAAGCUGCAUAUUUUUUUUGUACAGAAAAUACUAGAUGUCCCUUCUUCCCUAUUUGGCAGUUCUCGGUAUAAUUCAGUGUCUACAUUAUGCUUGUUUUUGUUAUGGAGUACAGCUGUAAUAUUUACAUGAUAUUUGUGCACACCUGAUGGAUAUAGGAACUUAAUAAAUUAUUGCAUUACAAGCGCCCAGAGGAACUGCCCUGUAUAGAUUUAAAGGUCAUUUUCAUUUUCAGAGCUGGAAUGGUUCAAGAAUAUUUCAAACUGUUAUGUAUUUUUUAUUAAAGUGAAAUAUUAACGUUUCUCUGCUGACUAAAUUAAGGUGUUGCUGGAAAACCUGACAGCAGCUGCUGAGUGCUGGGAACACAGAGAUGACAUGAUUAAUAAUUAUCAAACAGAUUCUGCUUCUUGAUCAGGUUCUGACGGCCAAGUGCAGCCUCCAGCAGCUCCUCUUGAGGCUUCUUCUUAGCCAUGCAGGAGCAGCAAAACCUUUUAUAGGAGAUAUGGAGUUGGAGAGUACAAAGAGAACCUCUCAGCCUCUUGCCUCUGGCUAGAACAGAGCAGCUCCCACGAGCUGGAAAUAAUAAUAAAUAGAAAUAAAAAAGAGCACCUCCCAUGAGCUGGAAUAACCCUCCUGACAACAGGCCCUGGUCUGCAAGAAAUUCUACCACCUUUCUAAAUUGCAGGCCUGCAAGGAGCUUAAUUAAAGCCUCAUUUAGAAUUAAGCAUAUGGCAGAGUGCCUCGACGAGAUUCUAAUGAACGUUUAUUAGAGAAAUCAAUCCAUGUGGCUUUUUGAAAUGUUAACCAAAGGUCGCAUGCUAAUUCGCAGAGUGUGUCAUUAUAAUUUGCAUAUGUACCUCUUAAUUAUCCUUCCUGACCUACCUUUGUUAUUAUCUUGAGUCUAAAGCACCUAUCAAGAAAAAUUACAGUCAGGCUAAAGUGGACAUCACAAUAUUCUUUUCUAGAGAAGAUAAGCAAAGCAGAGGAAGCCUCAGUCUGUUCCUUUGCUCCUUUGUGUAGGAGAAAGUUUGCAUGCCCAAGGUUUCAGAGAGUUGAGAAAAGCUGUUUAAAGCUCCCAACAGAGAAACACGAGCAGCAAUUCAUCAGACUGCUCCACUCAAGUCCUGCUCUUUGCUUGAUGCUGCCGCUACAGGAGGUCAGUGCCCUCUCCCAUAGCAUCGCUGUAGUUUUUGCCACUUGGACCACGGGUUUCUCCUAGCUACAGCUCUGCCAGCUGACGUGAUCAUCAUCACCUCCUAUACUCGGUUAUUCAUCUCUCGAUAAGCUAUUAAAUAGUUAUUUUUUCCCAUUUGUUUCCAUAUAGCCUUUUAGCACCAAAGCAGAGUGAGAGAUGUGAUUCUUUUGUACACAGAGGAAAAGGCCUGCCAGGGACUGCCUAGGGAAGCAAGGACAGUCCUUGACUGUCACCUCCCCCUUUCAGACGUUUAUUGAUCCUUCAUCUAAAAAGCAGUGAGGUUUCUACCACCCAGUGUCCUUUGCCUUUCUGGCCUACAGGCUGUUUCCAGCUCAAAUUGCUCUUGCACUUAGGAAACGCCUUGCUGCUUCCAACCUAAACCAAUCCAUGGUAUUUACAACCAAUUCUUCUCAUGCCAACAUUGUCCUUUGGAUGAAACUUUUCCAUGUGUGAUGUAUUCAUGAGAUGCUUGGGGUGCUGGAAAUAGCACAGAAAGAAAAUUAAAUGCAGAGCAGCAAGGGUUUCUUGCUUGUUUUCUCAGUAACAUCUUGUUAAGAUAAGGCCCAGCCUCCUGUGACAAGGCUUUGCAGCUGGGAAGCUUAGCUAAAUAGAAAGACUCUUGUUUAAAGGAGUGCCCCACAGCUCUGGGGCUGUAACAGCACACCUGUUAAACCAGUUACUGAAGACCCAACCUGCUAUGCUGAGAGCUUUGGAAGGUUGUAGGAGGAGUAGCAGCAGUGAGUUUCUUCUUUGGUCUCAGUGCUUGCCUCACAGGGUAGGUAGUUUGAAUGCUCUUUUCUCUUCCACAAAUGCUGGUAAUGUUUAAUUUUCAAAAGCUUGUAGCUCCCUGGAGGAAUCUGCCAAUGCAUCCUGUUGUCCUUGGUGCCUGGAGUGUGGUUUUGUUCUGUAGCUGUUAUUUAUGAGUGCACUGCAUGGGGCUGUCUUCAUGUGGGUUUGUGUGAUCUAACAGCAAACAAAGCAUGUCUCUGCUACCUUGUCUUGACACUGCCACUGAAGGGUAGUCUCCAGGUGAUGCUGGAUCUAGUUUUGUUUCUUGGGCUGGUUUUCAACCGAUAAAUUUUUGAGAGAGAAGGCUCCUGUCUGAACCACAGGGUAGGUGUUGAAACGUAGUUGCUAGAGUUCUUGGAUGUACCUGACUUGUGUCAGAAAAGAAGUAGGGGAGGGGAGGCAGAGCAAAAUAGGAUUGUUUUGCUUCACUUUCAGCUUUGCCCUAGGGUGAUUGCUCUGUUGUCAGUAGGGAUGCUCCUGGUACACACCACUGCAAACCACAAUAACUAUUGUGCCACAGCUUCCACGGGGCUCAGCCAGGUUCUGUCAACAAAAAACAGACAUACAACACAGAGUGGCAACAUGUGCUCUCAUCCUCGUUCCUUUUUUCUUCUUCAUUCUCUCAUAGCAUUGGUUUGGCUUCAAAUUAGCUUCUGGGCUCUGAAGGUUCUUAUUGUGUGCAGCAUCGUUCAUGACCUCCUGAGACUUGUUCUGUGUUGCCUUUGGUUUACCCUUAAAAAGCUGAGCUUGUGGCAGCAAAAAGCAUUUAAAAACCUUUCUGAAACUGACAUUUAGGAGGAGAGGCUACUGACUUGAAAAUGUGAUUAAUUUCUACUUUCACUUGCAAGUCAGCAGCAAAUUUAGCAUUCCAGUUAAAGAGACUUUUAGCCUGCACCUGAGAACUCAGCUCUUAGAAUUCACCCUUCAAGGCCACUGAGGUAGCUAAUCCUGAUGGAUUCUCUUGCAAGCAGGCACCUCGAUGCUUUUGUGAGCUCUGCCUGUGACACAAGUGCAGGCAGAUGGUGCCUAGUGUGUAUAGCUAUUGUGGCAGCCUCAGAGUGCCCCUCUGUAAGGUUUGCCUCUGUUGGGCAUUAUUCAUGAGUGUCAUAUAGCUGACUCCUGAGAAAACACAGCACCUUCCAUAGCACACGGAGAGAGAGGACAAGGAACCGAGACUAUUGGCAGCAGUUGCACCAAAAUAUAGGCUGAAAGACAACUGACUAGUGCUGGGGGGGAAAGUAUGCAUGAGGUAUCUGCUAUCCUGUCAUAAAGGUCAGGAAAUGGAAAAUGUCACCGUGGUGGCUGCAGUCUACAGCCUGGUGUUUUUAACUGAAGUAGGUUAGGUAGCUGCUCCAGGCUGCUGGUCCUACAGCCAUCGAUGUUUAUACAGUCCUCUCAGACACUGGGGAUAAAUUAGAGGUUGUGAAUCACUGAAGCUCUAUUCAUCAGCUGCUCUGCCCCAACAAGCAGCAUCUGUGCCUUGCAUUUCAACACCCAAAUGGUAGAAGCUGGACUUGCACCACUCUGGAUUUGACAGUUUAGUGUCAAAGUCUGUCCCUACUAAAACCUGUAACUGGGUUGCUGUCACUGCUGCUGCCUGUUAAUUUUGCAUGGCCACUUAUAUGUGAAACUCUUUGUCUGCUACUUCAAGGGUCAGACUCCCUGGUUGAUAGCCAAAAAGUGAGACAAGUCCGAGGGUGGAGAAGCUUGGGGAAUGACAGCAGAAUGAAAGGAGAAGGGUCUUCCUGAAGAUUUGCUGGAGAUGUUUUGCAAGUUCCCUCCCUGGAGCUUGGGAAGAGUUCUUCACUGCACACCAGGAGUCUGGGCCCAGAUGCUGCUUGUUGGGGCUGCAGGAGCUCCGUCUGCCAGCACUUUCUGCUUUGCUUUCUCUUUUCCCCCAGAGCCCAGUGGCAGGGCUCGAAUAUGACACCAUUUAUAUCCUUUCUCUUCGGUCAGUUUUACUUCACUCUAUUAUUGCAGUCAGACUCUUCAGAUGAAGAAUUAGGCUAAUUUUCCAGCAGCUGCUCUAUAAAUGAAUACAAGACAUGGACAAUAUUUUGGGGAGAGUUCCUUUGAUCCAAGGCUGAGGACCUUGAAAAACUACCUGCAGAACACCAGUGAAUCCCCCUCCUAUUUAGUUCAGAGUGCUGCUCAGAGAGGACAUGAUAGACUUGUUUGCUACCCUUUCUGGUUACCAGAUGACAAACUUCCAUCUAUAUCAUUGAUGAUUCCAUCUUUAACCUUUCCAUCACUAACUUUCUUCUCCUAUUAAAUUAUAAAGAAUGUUUUUUAAUUUUUUAAACUUUGUUUUUGCUGAAAAGAGAAAAACCAUGCUGGAUUCUGAAGCCAUUAAAAGUCCUGACAGAGUUGGAAAAUGUGGGGAAAAAGUCUGGUUUUGCUGUAUAAUUUCUUUGCUUCCUGUGCUUUUGCUUUGGUCUCCACCAUGUGCACUGGGUGUAUUUUGUCUGGAGCCCUCCAGGAAUAUUGUUCUGCUGGCCUGUUAAAGCCCUUUUUGUGGGCACUUCUCAACAGAUGUGCUUCCAGGUGGAAAAUAAGGAUCAAGGGGGUUAAACUCUGCUGUCACAUGUUGUAAUACGUUCACUGAAAGGAAAUGAAGUUUGGCACAGUACUAAGGGGCACAGAGGACAUUCUCCAGCUGCCUGAUGGGCAGAAUAUACAACUCUGGACACUUCAUACCAACUGCCAGGCAAAUCUGGCAUCCCUUACUCAGCUUCCCCUGCUGAAGAUUAAAUUCCAUUCACGUGGACUCUAGAGUGUCUCUCCACCACAGCAAUUUAUUUAACCCCUUAAAAUUAAUUAUUAAGUACAUAUUUUACCAAUGUGACUCAUAACAUUUCUACUUCACCGAGUGCGUUGGGAAUCACACUCUCCCAAGAACUGAAACAUCUUUAGCUUUGAGCCUGUGUUUCCCCUUAGCCUAAGUGAUGCUAUUUGCAUGUGUAAGUACUCUGGUGAAUCAGGGCCAUUGUUAUUGGAGUUAAUGGAAGAUACGAUCUAAAUCAUUCAGCAGAGCUAAAUGAUAAGCAAUUCACCUCACAGUUCAGAGAGAAAGUGCUGACUUCAAGUUCAAAGUGAUGCCUUUUAAACCAGAGUAAGUCCCAGGAAGGCAAUAACCUCUGUUCAGACACCCUCUGACAACUCAGCUGGAAUAAUCCUGACCUUCCGACCAGGAUGCCUGUACCCAGCACCCAUCUCCUUCUCCCAGAGCAGGGAAAGCCUCUGCUAAACUAACUCCAGGAUUACUAAGGGGAGGGAGUUCUGCUUGGCGAUAUAUCUGAAGAACUGCAGUUUCCUCUUUAGACUUCUGGCAGAUGUAUUCAGUCGAUAGUGUAGCAAGGGAAGAAAUUUUAUCGGCUGGGAACUGUCCUGGUGAAAGGGUUAAUUUAUUUUAUUAAUAAUUUUUUUUUUGUGGAGGGGGGAGGAGGGAGAAUCUGACUGGAACUGCAGGCGGUGGGUGUGCUUUCUUCUUUUUUUUAAAUGGAAGCUAUUUUAUAUGUAUAUAUAUAGUUUGAUAACGUGACUUUGCUUUUUAUCAAUAAUUUGGGGGGCAAUUUGUUUGCUCUUUUCUGUUUUCUUGUGUUUUGGGGUUGUUUUUUUCCUAGAUGUGUUUUAACAGGCUUUUGAAUGAGAUUGUAGACGCCUCUCACCUAAAAUGUCCUAAGGACAUUGCUAGUGUGUUUUGGCGUUAUUUUCACUCUGAGUUCAGUAGUAGACUGGUGCUUUCCAUAGGCAAACCAGUUUUUAGUGGGGGGAAACAUAUCCACACAGGCUGUGCCUAGGGACCAGGUACCAGUGACCUCUCCCAGACGGAAUGGUCUCUCCAAAACUCUUAACAAAUUCAAAAGGGCUAUGUUAGGGACCAGUGUAUUGAUAAUGGUCUCUUCUGAUCUUAGGUGGUCUGUCAUAAAGCAGUUGGGUCUGGCAAGGGUUGCUGUCUCCUCCUCAGCAGCAUUCUGCAGCCCAAAACCUUAGGCUUAGCUAGAAAGUUCUUGAAGCAGCAAGUAAAAAAAGUUUUUUGUUUUUGUGUUUUUUUUUUUUCCUUGAAAACAACAAGCUCUUGGUAGAUACCUACAGAAGCGUUGUUGUCUUUUGCUGUUGUUUUGCCUCCUCUGAAUUCAGCUUAUCUUUAGGGGUUGCUUCACUUUAAGCCUACGUGCAAAUGCUUUGCUGGAUGAGGGUCUUGCUUUAUUUUAUGCUUUGGAGAUUGAUUUUUCCCCCCGCUCCGUUUCCUUGGUUUUUUGUUGCAAUUGCUUUCAGAUGUCUUUGUCCCAGACAAAAUGGCUGCUUUCUUUUCUGUGUUUCUAGAAAAUCUAUGCUGGCCACAUUUUGAUAAUUUUCCCCCUCACUUGGACUAUUUAUCCUUCCUGCUAUACUCCCUUCUCUUUCUGUACCCCUUCCAUGUCAGUUUGAUCUGACAAAAAUACCAAGGCAAAACAUAAAUGAAGCUUAUAGCUGUUUGUUGGUAGUUUUUGGAGUUGACUGUAAAGUUUCUACUGUUUGAAAUGCUGGGCAGCAGACCAGUUUAGCUUUGUAGCUUUAGAAAGAGUUUCUUGGCUUGUUGAAGUUAAGUUUAUUUGUUCAUUUUUUUUUUUUAAAAACAGACUCAGAAUUAGUCAGACUAUUGCAGCUUUGUUGUUGUUGUUAUUGUUUUUUAAGAAAACCUGCUAAACUUUUUCUGCAAAAUGUAACUGUUUAAGUGUGGGCACAGAGUUUAGCAGGUUAGACAUAACACUGGUAGGUAGUAGUCUGGUUGUGAAGCCCGUGGAGUGGAACUCAUAUUCCUGCUUUCCGCUGUGUGCGUGGUUUGUCAGUCCAUUGUCUCUGGUGAGGGGUUGCUGGGAGCGUGAAAUUCCAUUUUGUGAUAAUUCCAUUGUUUUCUCACACUAAUGUGUAAAAAAAAAUUGCUUCAGUAAAUCUUCCCUUCUCCCCUCCUGCAAAGAUUUGCUUUUAUCCUGGUGUUGCACACAAGCCACAGCACCACAGACCAAGCAGUUGAACCCUCUUGGGUUGAGUACUCCUAUAAAGUAAUCUACACGAUUUAUCUAUUACUCCUUCUUGUCCCUCAUCAUUUUACACCUGAAGACAGGGCAAAUUGGGGCAGAGCACUGUCACUGUCAUGUGUCUCACCCACCCCAGUAGAAGGAGGACUGUGAGGCACCCCUUUGAGGCAAUGUGGAAUAGACUGAUUGUACAACCUUCUCAGAGUGUUUAAGUACGGAAAAUUGCCUCCAGAUGUUGAGCAGCAUAGUAGUGGGAAGGAAAAUCUGAUAUACAGAGGAAGCCUGCAGCUGUCGCGGGCUCUUCAGUGGCACAACUUGCAGUGCCUGUUACAGACCACAUCUACAUUACCAGUUUGUGCAGUGUAAGAAUAGGUCUGAAAAACAAAACAGGUCCUGCCAAGGAACUGUCUUGUUUCGGGCUUCAUUUUUGACUGCUCUAGUUUGGCCUAGUGGCUAAUGAAGUUAGUGAUCCAUUACCAUCUGUGGUUGAGACAUAUGAGGCAUGCAGCUGGAGCUCACCACCUGGUUCAGUUUCAUCUGUUCAGAGACCCUUUUGUGCUGUGAGCCAACAACCAGAGUAUGGGCACAAUGGAAAGGUCUGCUUCAAAGGCACGCCUCUGGUCUGGAACAAGGUGCCAACGCAACAGCCUGCAACCUGCUCUAGAGCAUGUCUGCUCCUUAGCAUUCAGAGUCUUCACAAGGACAGAAGAACCACCUCCUUGAUGUACCUUCCCCACAUCUAGAAUGCUUGUCAUUGACACUGCCCUUGCUUCUCAUCUUUAUGUAAUUUGGACACCAAAUUCUUUGCUACUGAGACAUUUGCUGUCACACCUCUGCUCAUCAGCCAUCAUCAGUCAAACUUUACUGACCUCAUCUCUGCAGGAGAAUGAUUUCUGAAGCAAUUGGUUGCUGUUACAUAGCUGGUUUCCUUGAUUUUAUUUUAACAGGAGACGUUACUUAUUUUCUUCCUUUGGUGGCAUAGAAUGUACAUUAUUUAAUAUACCUGGAGUCAAGUGAUGAGUAGAUCUUGCCAGGGCAUUGUUUCUGUGUUUCUCUUUAAACACUGAUUGAUUGAGACCUUUUUACACUUUUUUUCUUUUUAUAUUGAAUUUUUCAGCCUGUAUAUUAACAAUCCACUGUUAUUUGGCAUUCAUUAAUGUAAGUGCUGGUAAUAUACUUGUGUUACCACUAAUUAGUACUGUCACUGUGCUGAUUCUAAGAUGUCAUUUCAACUCCUUUUGAUGUAGUUUAGCUACUUGGAAUUUUGUGGCCUACAAGAUAACGCCACGCUAAAUAAUUGCUAGAAAGAGAACAAUAAAGAGCUCUUCUUUCCUACAACUUUAUCAACCUCACUAGGAGCUUCUUCAGCCAAAAUGAACACUUCCUUUUCCACUUUUUCUUUGGUAAUGUGAUUACACUGAUUUGCUGUCUUCUAAUCCUGGAAAUUUUGAAUUGCAUGUUGACCAUUUCUAGCAACGUUUUAGGAAAGCAGAGAAAACUGUGUCAUAAGGAGUUACUGAUCAUAACAGAAUUGAAAUAUUGGAAUUAUGUUGGCUUUCUUUACAAAUAUUACUUCCACUGUUAAGUUUUUAGCAAACCUUUUCUUAGUGUGAUAAAAAUUAAAGAGACACUAAAGGAGUAAACACUUAGCAUGUAAGAGGAAGAGGAUUCAGCUAAAUGAUUUCUAUCUGUAUAAAUGAAAAAUGGCUUGUGGAAUGUUUGUCAGAACAAAAUAUGUGCUUCAGCUGUCUAUCUUUCAUGCCCAUUAACCAAUCCACUGAUUUCCAUGACACCAACCUGUGCUUGAAACUAGCAGGGCAUUUAACUUGCUGGAUCACUGCUCAGUAGUGAGUAAAGCUCAGUUUUCUAAAAGAUAGAGUUUUGUGUUAUGAUGGAAACUGCUGUCCAAGAGCUGCAUGUGGCCAUUUGAAAUCCUUUAGACUUUUGGCUACACCAUUAUGGGAAUAAAGAUGAAGAGGCUUCAGGAGGAAGUUCAGUUUGAGGAACGGACUUCUGGAAAACCAAAGCCAGGAGAUAGUGAAUAAUGUCUUGGGUUGGAUGGUUGAUGCACUGGGAAUUCUGACAUCAGAUUUCAAGUGUUCUCCCACUGUUUUCCAAGAGGAGUUUGAAUUCCCCAUGCCUUGUGUUGAAGCUUUACUCCUUUGAGUCAGUGCUAUAAUAAGGUUUCUGUUUUAAUUUGGGUGCUGUAUGUAUUCCAGCACAAUCUGCAUUUCUUACACACGAUGUAUAUAAUUCCCUCUGCCUUUUAUAAAAACACCGAUUUACUUAUA
Messenger RNA from Pogoniulus pusillus (Red-fronted tinkerbird), 11579 nucleotides. It is a transcript of the gene COL13A1, whose product is annotated as collagen type XIII alpha 1 chain. Bases 37 to 2175 code for a protein of 712 amino acids. The record is from RefSeq and is a predicted model, not a curated record. The transcript is spliced from 44 exons. Lineage: Eukaryota; Metazoa; Chordata; Aves; Piciformes; Lybiidae.